UCGGUCCGCUGGUACGUGAACGCAGCACUGCUAUCUCCGUGGCGAUGCAGCGGAACUGUGAUGCAAUCUGUCGCAAGGAUUUAAGUUUAUGUCCAUAACAUUGAUCAAUGGUUAUGUUUGAGGUGUCGCUUCGCGUUAUACAGACGCUUGGAUUUCAGGAAGAUACGUUUUCUUUUUUAUCAGCCAAACGGCAAUUUUAACACCUUGGUUUUCUCACUUUAGCUUCUGUUAGCACGCUAGCAACCACCAAUAAUUGGUAUAUUUUGUAUCUUACUCCACGUUCGCGAAGUUUAUGUUAACAGUGACACCCUUACAUUAGGCCCGUGUGGAGGAACACCAAAAUUUUAACUUCUGCGUUUCUGUCAAGCAAUUAGCACCAGUAUAGGUCCGAGUCGUUCUGACAUGUUUUAAAGGUCCGGGGACAGAUCACAACAUCCCCACAUACGUGUACCUGGACCUUGGAUCUCAUGGCGACUGCUGCCCCACCAUCUCCCGGCGCCGCUCCCUCCGAGGCGCCGAAACCGAGCACCAGCGGGGCCAGCGUGAAUAAUGACAGUGGAAGCCAGGACAGCACGUUCGAGUGCAAUAUUUGCCUUGACACGUCUAAAGAUGCAGUGAUCAGCCUCUGUGGGCAUCUUUUCUGUUGGCCAUGCUUGCAUCAGUGGUUGGAGACCAGGCCAAACAGACAAGUUUGUCCAGUGUGCAAAGCUGGAAUCAGCAGAGACAAAGUAAUCCCCUUGUAUGGGCGAGGAAGCACUGCCCAGCUGGACCCGAGGGAACGAACACCUCCACGACCACAAGGACAGAGGCCAGAGCCUGAAAACCGUGGCGGUUUUCAGGGUUUUGGAUUUGGAGAUGGAGGAUUUCAGAUGUCGUUUGGGAUCGGUGCCUUCCCGUUUGGUAUUUUCGCCACUGCUUUUAACAUUAACGACGGCAGACCACCACCAGCAGCCCCAGGGACACCACAACACACGGAUGAGCAGUUUCUGUCGAGACUUUUCCUCUUUGUAGCUCUGGUGAUUAUGUUUUGGCUGCUCAUUGCCUAAUGGACUGCAUACCAAAUACACAUCAUUGUGUUGGACAAACAGAAAAAGCAAGAUCCACUGGAAGGAAAAAACAUACCAUGCAUUGUGUGGAUUUCAAUUUAUGAAUGGGGUCACCGUAUUGAAUACUUUCCUGUGAAAAGGGUGCAAUAUGUUGCUUGUCUAACCACUACCUGAAACUGUAGAUUAUUUGGCUGCUCAUUGUUUAGAAUUUAGUUGAGUUUUCUCACGAGCAUCAAUCCAGAUUGAUUUUGACUUUUGCAUUUCAAUGAACUGUGGAAUCAAUUUCUCAACGAAUGUGAGGUAAUAAAACGAAACAGGACAGAUAAGAGGAAGCCAAUUCUGCAAAUGAAUUUUAUUGUAAAACAAACAUUUUUAACCCUAACCAAACAAUUUGCACUAAAGAGUUUUCUGUUGAGUCUUAUAAAUUGAUACAGAAGAACCUCAACUUAAUAUAGACUCAACAUAAUCACAAACACCUUUAACUGGCAAAUUGAAGGAAAUUAGUCUAUUAAUAUCUAUUGUCGGACUAAACCGCCAGACUGUAAACCAGAGGAUAUUUGUUCAUGUUUCAGGUUUUACUUGAGUAAAACACGACUGUAUAACAAUGGCUGAUAACUAGGUCAGAACAUAAAAUCGAAAUAAAAACUCCUUGGUAUAUCA
Molecule: messenger RNA, 1706 nt
Organism: Gadus morhua (Atlantic cod)
Lineage: Eukaryota; Metazoa; Chordata; Actinopteri; Gadiformes; Gadidae
Gene: rnf185
Product: ring finger protein 185
Exons: 6
Coding region: 468-1046 (192 amino acids)
Biological process (GO): ubiquitin-dependent protein catabolic process
Cellular component (GO): endoplasmic reticulum
Molecular function (GO): ubiquitin protein ligase activity; metal ion binding
Source: RefSeq, a predicted model, not a curated record